Messenger RNA from Propithecus coquereli (Coquerel's sifaka), 2238 nucleotides. RefSeq names its product protein phosphatase, Mg2+/Mn2+ dependent, 1K (gene PPM1K). Gene Ontology annotation, molecular function: cation binding; protein serine/threonine phosphatase activity. The record is from RefSeq and is a predicted model, not a curated record. Gene Ontology annotation, biological process: protein dephosphorylation. The transcript is spliced from 7 exons. NCBI's taxonomy places the organism in Eukaryota, Metazoa, Chordata, Mammalia, Primates, Indriidae. Bases 218 to 1336 code for a protein of 372 amino acids.
AUUUCCAGCAGCCGAGGCGGUGGCCGCUUUGACUGCGUGCUCCGGGGAUCCGGGACGGCGGGGAAGGCAGUCUUAUUGACCGACUGAGGAAGCCCCUCCCCUGCCCGCCGUUAGCUAAUUAAAACAUUUCCAGGACAUAACCAUCACGAGUUGCAUCGUUUUUCCUGUGUGGUUCCAUCGACCUUCCGGUCACCACCGCUGCCUUUGGAGUUGCGGUAUGUCAACAGCUGCCUUAAUUACUCUGGUCAGAAGCGGUGGCAGCCAGGUGAGGCGGAGAGUGCUGCUCAGCUCGCGCCUGCUGCAGGAGGACAGGCGGGUCCCCCCCACGUGCCACGGCUCCACCUCCGAGCCCAGGUGUUCUCGGUUUGACCCCGACGGGAGCGGGCGCCCGGCCACCUGGGACAGUUUCGGGAUCUGGGAUAACCGCAUCGAUGAGCCCAUUCUGCUGCCACCCAGCAUCAAGUACGGCAAGCCGAUCCCCAAAAUCAGCCUGGGGAACGUGGGCUGCGCCUCGCAGAUCGGCAAACGCAAGGAGAACGAAGAUCGCUUUGACUCGGCCCAGCUGACAGACGAGGUCCUGUACUUCGCCGUGUAUGACGGCCACGGCGGCCCUGCGGCUGCUGAUUUCUGCCACACCCACAUGGAGCAAUGCAUCAUGGAUUUGCUUCCUAAGGAGAAGGACUUGGAAACUGUGUUGACCUUGGCUUUUCUAGAAAUAGAUAAAGCAUUUUCAAGUCAUGCCCACCUCUCUGCUGAUGCAACCCUUCUGACCUCGGGGACUACUGCGACAGUAGCCCUAUUGCGAGAUGGUAUUGAACUGGUUGUAGCCAGUGUUGGGGACAGCCGGGCUAUUUUGUGCAGAAAAGGAAAACCCAUGAAGCUGACCGUUGACCAUACUCCAGAAAGAAAAGAUGAAAAAGAAAGGAUCAGGAAAUGCGGUGGCUUUAUAGCUUGGAAUAGCGUGGGGCAGCCUCACGUGAAUGGCAGGCUUGCGAUGACAAGGAGCAUUGGAGAUUUGGACCUUAAAACCAGCGGUGUGAUAGCAGAGCCCGAAACAAAGAGGAUUAAGCUCCACCAUGCCGAUGACAGCUUCCUGGUCCUCACCACAGAUGGAAUCAACUUCAUGGUGAACAGUCAAGAGAUUUGUGACUUUGUCAAUCAGUGCCACGAUCCCAACGAAGCAGCCCACGUGGUGACUGAACAGGCGAUACAGUACGGCACUGAAGAUAACAGUACCGCGGUGGUCGUGCCUUUCGGUGCCUGGGGAAAAUAUAAGAACUCUGAAAUCAACUUCUCAUUCAGCAGGAGCUUUGCCUCCAGUGGACGAUGGGCCUGAUCGCUGGCUGGGAUUUGGGAGUUUCUGUGCCACAGUUUUUCACCGAGCAUGUCAAGAAACUGAUCAGAUAAAAAAAAGUCGCCUGUUACCCGUGUAACCCUGUGAUUCACUAGAUGAAUGCACAAGUCAGUGUAAGCUUAAUGACCACUUGCAUAGUAGUUUUUUCAUAACUACUCCUCAUAUUUAUGUUCAACUGUAUAUUCUCAGUAUAAAUAUAUAUAGAAUUAAGCUAUUGUGAGUGUCUAAGCUGAGUGAGCAAGUAAGAAGUGGUUUUGAUACACUUGGAGAGAGUAUUAAAUUUCUGAUUUUUAAGACUCUUAGGCAGCUCUAGGUUUCUUUUUGUCAUUUUUGUGCUUUAUUCAUUUGAACACGUUCUUCAAAAUAGCUUGAAUUUGGACAGCUUUUCCAUGUGUUAUCUGCAAGUUUUUAUUUUUAUUUUUUUAUUUUUUCCAGACUUCCCUAUGCCUAGGAUGCACGUUUUUAUUUUUAAUAAUUGUACCAAGAAGUAAGUGAAAACUGAGCUCUCUGGUACCGUAUGUAUUUUGUAUUCUGGACAACUUAUUGGUAACUGUAACCACGCAAAAUAAAUUAAUUCAAAUAAUAUGACAUUGCUAAAUUGUAUACACAUUUAUAAACAGCACACUUGUGUAUUUCACCUGCAUUACCAACCCCCAGCCCUAUGCAUUGCUAUUUUUCUGCAGUUAAGAAUGCUAUAUAGAUGUGAUUAUUCCUUAAUAUAUUACUGCCAUGUGAGUUGUAUUUAACUCACGCUAGUUUUGAGCCCAGGGCCUCGUGAAGCAUAUGUAACUCACACAUCUCUUUACCGUGGGAGCCGUGUGGUGCGUAGGCAACUCACGUGCCCAUGCUGUAGCAUACAUGUCACGUGAUGGGUGGCCCCCUGG